Messenger RNA from Dothidotthia symphoricarpi CBS 119687, 2829 nucleotides. RefSeq names its product DAO-domain-containing protein. NCBI's taxonomy places the organism in Eukaryota, Fungi, Ascomycota, Dothideomycetes, Pleosporales, Dothidotthiaceae. Gene Ontology annotation, biological process: glycerol-3-phosphate metabolic process. Gene Ontology annotation, molecular function: glycerol-3-phosphate dehydrogenase (quinone) activity. Bases 367 to 2541 code for a protein of 724 amino acids. Gene Ontology annotation, cellular component: mitochondrion; glycerol-3-phosphate dehydrogenase (FAD) complex. The transcript is spliced from 5 exons. The record is from RefSeq and is a predicted model, not a curated record.
CGGAUGUUGGAGGGUGUGAUUUGCUGAAGCUCGCGAUUCGGGUCGCAAUGGGGCAGCUCUCUUGGUCCACUGUUUUCGAAGUCAUGUCCACAGCAGCGCCAUCGGGGUUGAAGAUCCACCGAGACGUCAUAUCAAGUCUCUGGGCUCCACCCGGUCCCUCCUACAAGUCUCUGGAAGAAUUUGUACGGUCGAGCUUACGGCUCACGAUGCUGUUGUAGUGUGUAUUCCAGCGCUCUUGUAGCAAUUCUUUUAGUAUUGAGAUAUUAUUUGGUUUACAUCUCUACCACGGUUAUUCUACGUUUUAUACCCCCUUUUGGAGGAAAGAGAGAGAGAGAGAGAGAUUAGCUACACACUCGGCUGCUCAUCAUGGCUGCUCGGAGAUCAAGUCGCUUCAUCAAGCCGCUGCUCUACACGGCUGGCGCGGGUGUAGCUGGCAGCACGGCGCUGUACUUCACCUACCGUCCUCAGAACAUUCCUGGCGCAGAGGCCGCGGCGGUCCCUCCACCGACAUAUGGCGAGGGCGGCGUCUUUCGCCCGCCUUCGUUCCCCAACGUCAAGUCUCGCGGGGAGCAGCUCGCUGAGUUGCAGCGCAGCGCUGGUGGCAUUGCUGGCAGCGUCGACAAGGCGAAGAAGUGGCUUGGUGGCAACUCCACAACGCCGGCGGCGAAGCCAGAGGAUGAGCCUUAUGAUCUCCUGAUCAUCGGUGGUGGUGCAACGGGAGCAGGCAUCGCGCUUGAUGCUGUCACGAGAGGAUUGAAGGUUGCGCUCGUCGAGCGCGAUGACUUCAGCAGUGGCACCAGCAGCAAGAGUACCAAGUUGGUGCACGGAGGUGUGCGAUACCUGGAGAAGGCUGUCUGGAACUUGGAUUACAACCAAUACGCACUUGUCGUCGAGGCUCUCCGUGAGCGUCGUUACUUCUUGGACACCGCGCCGCAUCUCUCCCAAUGGCUUCCUAUCAUGAUUCCCAUCCAGAAGUGGUGGCAAGCACCGUACUUCUGGGCUGGCACAAAGUUUUAUGAUUUCCUCGCUGGCUCGGAGAACAUUGAGAGCUCGUACUUCUUGACAAAGAGCAAGGCUCUCGAUGCCUUUCCCAUGUUGAAGCCAGACGACCUGGUUGGAGCUCUAGUUUACUACGAUGGCGCACACAACGAUUCCCGCAUGAACGUCUCCCUCGCCAUGACGGCCGCGCUGUACGGUGCCACGAUUGUGAGCCAUCUUGAAAUCACAAGCCUGGAAAAGGAUGCCAGUGGACGUCUCAACGGUGCACGCGCCAAGGACUGCAUCGCCGAAAUGAACGGCAAGAAGUCGGAGGAAUUCACCAUCAAAGCCAAGGGUAUCAUCAACGCUACUGGACCUUUCACAGACUCGAUCCGCAAGAUGGAUGACCAGUCGGUUGAGGAAAUCGUCGCCCCCAGCUCCGGUGUUCACAUCAUUCUCCCUGGAUUCUACAGCCCUGCGAACAUGGGUCUUAUCGACCCGAACACCUCUGACGGCCGUGUCAUCUUCUUCCUGCCAUGGCAGGGAAACACAAUUGCGGGUACAACCGACACCGCCUGCGACAUCACCCAGAACCCAGUUGCGGGUGAAGACGAGAUCGACUGGAUCCUCAAGGAAGUGAAACGCUACCUCAAGCCAGAAAUCGAGGUCAGGCGUGGCGACGUGCUGGCUGCAUGGUCUGGUAUCCGUCCCCUUGUUCGUGACCCCAAAGCUAGCAAGACAGAGGGCCUCGUCCGCAACCAUCUUGUUACCACAUCCCCCUCCGGUUUGUUGACUUGCUCUGGUGGCAAGUGGACCACGUACCGUCAAAUGGCUGAAGAGACUGUCGAUGAAGCGAUCAAGGAGUUUGGUCUAGCAUCUCAGCCCCUGUCAAACGCGCCUCUCGUCAGCGGAACCCAAGUCAAGGACGAGGCUCCUCUCGACGGCGCCUGCCAAACGCACCGCGUCAGACUCGUCGGUGCCCACGGCUACUCCAAGACACUCUUCAUCAACCUGAUCCAGCACUACGGCCUCGAGACCGAUGUAGCCAAAUACCUGUGCCAGGCCUACGGUGACCGCGCAUGGACCGUCGCCGCGCUCUCAUCACCCACCGAGCAGCGCUUCCCCGUCCGCGGCAACCGAAUCUCCCAGCUCUACCCCUUCAUCGACGGCGAAGUGCGCUACUGCGUAAGACACGAGUACGCGCAAACCGCCACCGACGUGAUCGCGCGUCGCAUGCGCCUAGCCUUCCUAAACGCACAGGCAGCCCUCGAGGCGCUCCCCAAGGUCAUCGACAUCAUGAGCGAGGAGCUAAAGUGGGACGCCAAGCGCAAGGAGGUCGAGUGGAAGAACUCAGUCCAUUUCCUGGGCUCCAUGGGCCUGCCCAAGAACAAGCUCAAGCUCACACGUAAGGAUGUCGAGUCCGGCCACGUCGGCAAGUACGAGGACGAGGAGUACCAUCUCUAUGCCCGCCAUGAUAAACCCGAUGAGCUGCUCGAGUCCGACUCAAAGUACCCCAAGGGCCAUAACCCGGUUGUUGGCAGGAACUCGGAGGCGAAUAAAUAGGUCGCCCGCUGCUUCUCUAACUUUUUGUCUUCGCCCUCGGGAGAGAUUGAUCUGGCGUGAUUCUUGGUCUUAGGAUUGAGUAUGGCUUAUCUACGCCUCUUCGCGUCUCUUUGUAUAUUGUUGUUGUAGCAUAGCCGUUGGUGUGUUUGGUCGCGUUGGGUGUCUGAGUGCGCGCUGCGUUGGUAGGACUAGAUAAACCUAUGUUAUGACAGCCUACGUGUCGUAGGCUUUGUAUAUAUCCUCUCCCACUCUACGUUGCGGAAUAAUAGAGCAACUCGUAUCUAGCUC